Molecule: messenger RNA, 333 nt
Organism: Mycena indigotica
Lineage: Eukaryota; Fungi; Basidiomycota; Agaricomycetes; Agaricales; Mycenaceae
Exons: 3
Coding region: 1-333 (110 amino acids)
Source: RefSeq, a predicted model, not a curated record
AUGCAGCAACCUGGUGUCGGUCGGCCCAUUAAGUUAGUGCAAAGCACCCCACAACAAUUCGCCGAUAUCCAAGCAUAUGUUCGAUCGCUGCUGCAACAACUCCAAGCAGAGAAAGACGAUGGUCUCUAUCAGCAAUACUACACUCAACUAAGCAACUACAUGGCUGACCUCCGUAGAAAUCGGCGAUCGAUAUGGAGGCCAUUUCUCGGGUGGUUUGGUGAAGCUAUCUCACGCACCCACGGGCAAGUCGUGAACGAUCUCCGGGGACUUUGGCAACAAUACGAAGUAAGUCAAUCUCAACCUUUUUUCGAAAAAAAGCCAACCAUAGGAUAG